Arabis nemorensis is the source of this 1209-nucleotide messenger RNA. Lineage: Eukaryota; Viridiplantae; Streptophyta; Magnoliopsida; Brassicales; Brassicaceae. The record is from the annotation of a GenBank genome assembly.
AUGGCGAACAGUUUGGGUGGAUUUUGCAGAGUAAAUUUGAAUGAAGACGCAGUUGCUGAUCCAGACCAGGUUGCCCAUGAGGUCGCUGCUCUCGUUCACAUGAGCGAACAGAACAUAACCAAAAGGAGGAAGCUUGGCUUCUUUUCAUGUGGAAAUGGAAAUCCAAUUGAUGACUGUUGGCGUUGUGACCGUAACUGGCACAAGAACCGUAAACGCCUCGCCGAAUGUGGGAUAGGUUUUGGUCGUAACGCCAUUGGUGGUCGUGAUGGACGUUUCUAUGUCGUCACUGAUCCAACCGACGACGACGUUAUCAAUCCCAAACCCGGAACUUUACGCCACGCCGUUAUCCAACUUGAGCCACUCUGGAUCGUCUUCAAAAGAGACAUGGUGAUCAAACUGAAACAAGAGCUGAUCAUGAACAGUUUCAAGACCAUUGAUGCUCGUGGUACCAAUGUCCAUAUCGCCAAUGGUGCUUGCAUCACCAUACAGUUUAUUACAAACGUCAUCAUUCAUGGCUUGCAUAUUCACGAUUGCAAGAGAACAGGGAAUGCAAUGGUCAGAGACUCGCCGUCUCACUUCGGGUGGAGGACAAUGGCUGAUGGUGAUGCUGUCUCUAUAUUUGGGUCAAGUCAUAUUUGGAUUGACCACAACUCUCUGUCUAGCUGUGCUGAUGGUCUUGUUGAUGUUGUCAUGGGUUCCACUGCCAUUACCAUUUCCAAUAACCAUUUAACUCACCACAAUGAGGUCAUGUUGCUAGGCCACUCUGACUCGCAUAGGCAAGACAAGCUGAUGCAAGUGACCAUUGCAUACAACCAUUUUGGAGAAGGACUUAUUCAGAGAAUGCCAAGGUGCAGGCAUGGAUAUUUCCAUGUGGUCAACAACGAUUACACACACUGGGAAAUGUAUGCGAUUGGAGGAAGCGCAAACCCAACUAUAAACAGUCAAGGCAAUAGAUAUGCUGCUCCCAAGAACCGCUCUGCUAAGGAGGUGACAAAAAGGGUGAAGACAGAAACAAGUGAGUGGAAGAAAUGGAAUUGGAGAUCAGAAGGAGACCUUCUAGUGAAUGGAGCGUUUUUCAUACCAUCAGGGGAAGGAGCAUCAGCGAGCUAUGCACGUGCCUCAAGCUUAGCAGCUAAACCAGCCUCCAUGGUUGACUCAAUCACUUCUACUGCAGGUGCACUUGGUUGCCGCAGAGGAAAACUUUGCUAG